AUGCCGCACAAGCGAUUUGAAACUGCACACCGGUGCGCGCUACCACACAAGGCGAUUGACCCAGCCCUCUCAAAACUCUGGGUGAUGGCGCAAUCUUGCCAGGCGUACAGUAAUGCGCGCCAAAGACAACGGUUCAAGGGUUCUAAAAAUGGCGUUGCAAAUACCUCCAUCUUGCCAGAAGAGUCGAUUUCUCAAGCUCCGCUUCCGAAGUCUCCAGCAAGGGAACACAAAUCCGAGUUGCGGAAUGGGGUCCCUUCAUCUCCUCUCAGCCGAUCAUCCCAAUUGAACAGCGUCACGUCAGAUAGCAUCACUUCCAAAUAUUCCUCUGUUACGUUUGGACGCGCCAGAGGCAUUCGCAAACCACGGUUGUCAAGUUCACAAGCGGCGAAUGACAGUCUCACGUUGCCUCAGCUCAAUAAAGAUCUAGCGGAAGCUCUCGCAGCGUUGAAAGCAAGGAGCGAUGUUUCGGCAAAAUCUACUGGAAGCAUCGCGAAACCUCACAUGUCCGGUCCAGUGACCUUAGAAAGUCUUCCAGUCAGCUCUACAGUGCAAGAUGGAAGUGCCUCAGCGUCCUCACGUAUCGUAUCAUUCAACGGCCAGACAAUAGAGGUUCCCGAUAAAAUCUUUUGUCAUCUAUGCGACUCUCCAAUGAGGCUAGGUUUGCGGAAAAUAAAGCACAAAGAAGGAAUUCGUCUUUACGUUGUCUACAGAUGUGUUCGAAGAGGAUGUCAGACGUAUCGUUCUGUACGCAGCGUCAUUGAAGCUGAUGACAGCUAUGGAGGUGGAGGUGGUUCGCAGAACACCGACGUUCCUACCGGGUAUCCUUUCGCCUUUCUGUCUUUCUUCAAUUUUGUUUUCAAAGAAUUGUGGGUGUUACGUUAUGGUUUUCUUCAUAAAACACUGAUUUACGUGAAGAAAGAAGUAACAGUAAAGCAAAUGGAGAAAAUGUUGGAUUUUGACUUCAAGUUUUUCAACAACAAGCCCGCGCCUAAGCACUUGAUACCUAGACUGCUAUUUGGCCGUUUGAAUAUGUCAAUCUCCGAAAUGGAUGAGCUCCUUGAAACUGCACAAGGCCAAAAGGAAAUCCAGCACCUUAUGAUGCGCUUUCACCAACCGUCUCCUCCGCCCUGCAUCAUCGAGGCAGCAGAACGGUGGGAAGCUAUGGCUCGUGAUGACCAACCGCAGUUCAUUCGACGACCGGAUUAUAGAACGCCACACAUUGACUCUUGUAAUCAGUAGAGUCUCGUCAGUCGGCUUCAAAGAAUUCCGCAUAGUUUUGUUUUCCGCUGUCCUUCUCUGCUAAGAACGUCGCCGUUAUUGCGAAGUAUGAGUUUUUUGUAGCAUCUGCUUGCCAAGUCCUUUCUGUGCAUAGGUUUCGCCUUUCAUAUCAUUGCCAUGUAAACUUUUUAUCUUUUCAACUUUAUUUUGAGCUACAAGCUUCAGUUGCCUUACAAAACACGUCGAUGUAUUGGCG
Molecule: messenger RNA, 1474 nt
Organism: Cylicocyclus nassatus
Lineage: Eukaryota; Metazoa; Nematoda; Chromadorea; Rhabditida; Strongylidae
Source: the annotation of a GenBank genome assembly